This is a messenger RNA of Guillardia theta CCMP2712, 270 nucleotides long. RefSeq lists its product as hypothetical. NCBI's taxonomy places the organism in Eukaryota, Cryptophyceae, Pyrenomonadales, Geminigeraceae. Bases 1 to 270 code for a protein of 89 amino acids. The transcript has 3 exons. The record is from RefSeq and is a predicted model, not a curated record.
AUGUACGCCACCGGUGCCCCCUUCGGCUCCAUCACCCAGCAGAUGUACACCUCUGGAACUCAGAUGUCUUACACCAACUACCCCAUUGUGAACUCUGGCAACCCCAUCCAGGAGGCCGAGGUCGGAGCGCCAGGCACCCCCCUCACCUUCGAACUCUGCGAGAGGUUGGGUCUUCCUCAGGGAACUCUCUGGGGCAACAACGCUAGCGCUACCAUGGCUGCCCCCGCCCCCACCGCAACCGGCUUCCUCCUCCCCGGCAAGGUUGCAUGA